CAUGUGCUGUGUGGUGAGCUCAGGUGUAGGCUGCUCACCUCAGAGUCUUUCCCAUGCUGUGGCCCUCCAGGUGUGUUAGGAAAUGAUCUGGGCUUGGGAGUUCUGGGUCAGGGUACAAAGAAAUUGCUGUCUUUUCAUUGUUUACAGAUGGGCCGUGCCUGUAAGUCUGAGUUGGAGUCUCCUAUCAAGUCAGAGGACAGUGAUUUCCAGUCUAUUCCCGACUGGGAUUCAAGCUCAGAUGUGGAUGUGAGGAGCUGGAGAACUACUGAAGAGGUAACCCAGAUGUUGGAAUCUUUCUGCAUUAGCAGCACAGAGUCAUCACAGACUCUGUGGGAUUAUUGUGGCUCAGAGAAGCAGAGUGAUGAGGAAGAAGUGGGGUGCCAGGAAAAGACCACAGGAACAGGAGUGUCAGGAGCAGAGGAAAGUCAACUGCACAUCUUGGCACAAGAUGAGAAAGAACACUUCCUGGGAAGAGAGGGCAAGAGUCAAGAGCUACCUGGAGAACCACCUUUAGAUGAGCUGCAUCCACCAGAGAUGAGUGCUCAGGCCCUGGAUCAAGGUGACAAUGAUGGCACCUCUGCAUCCGCAGUGCUGGACUCCACAGGCUCUCCCAACAUGAACCUGCUGCAGCCAAGCUGGAAUAACCCCCUCCAGCACCUGAUCCUCAAAAAAAAGCUCAUGUCCGUCUGGAGGAUGAUAGCCAGCCACAGGUUCAGCAGCCCGUUCCUGAAGCCAGUGUCAGAGAAACAAGCCCCUGGAUACAAGGAUGUGGUAAAGAGCACUGCUAUUUUUGCUGGUGGCACCAUUCGAUCUUCAGGGGAUUUAAUAGAUACCUAUUUUAGUAACUUUUCUUUCUCCACUAAGACCUGGACUGACUUCCUGAAGACUAAUUACUGCUUGCCUUCUCUGGAGCUCAGCAUCCCAUUUUUUCCAGAGGUGACUGCUAAUGACCUGCCAAGUUGAUUGGAUAGCAAGUGUCACAUUGGCUGAACUCGCUUUUGUCUGGCUUGGAAGAAAAGCCUUUCUUACUCCUCCCUGUGUGUCCUGAGCAAUAAAAUUGAUUGAAAAUA
Messenger RNA from Sturnus vulgaris (Common starling), 1070 nucleotides. The record is from RefSeq and is a predicted model, not a curated record. Lineage: Eukaryota; Metazoa; Chordata; Aves; Passeriformes; Sturnidae.